This is a messenger RNA of Penicillium canariense, 1068 nucleotides long. Its product is annotated as inositol phosphorylceramide synthase regulatory subunit KEI1. Gene Ontology annotation, molecular function: inositol phosphoceramide synthase regulator activity. The transcript has a single exon. Lineage: Eukaryota; Fungi; Ascomycota; Eurotiomycetes; Eurotiales; Aspergillaceae. Bases 1 to 1068 code for a protein of 355 amino acids. Gene Ontology annotation, biological process: inositol phosphoceramide metabolic process. Gene Ontology annotation, cellular component: inositol phosphoceramide synthase complex; Golgi membrane. The record is from RefSeq and is a predicted model, not a curated record.
AUGCUUCGGUCGCAAAUCUCGCGAUCUUAUCUGUGGGCUGGAGCUAAUCAUCUCGUGACUGAGCAGACCUUUCUCUACGUGAUGAGCCUGGAGACGGGCGCAUCGCUGAUCACCCUCUCGCUGCUACUCAACAAGAUCAGUGGCCUGUAUGGCCUCCUCGCCCUGCUGACAGGCUACCACCUGUCUCCGGUCCAGCUGUCCAUGUACAUUUACUCCCUCAUUGCCCUGGCCCUCGCUGCCCUGCUUUUCCCGCACAUCCGCAAACAAUCGCCCCUCGAGUGUCUCGCUCUCGCCUGGCUCUACCUAUUCGACAGUCUCAUCAAUGCCGCCUACACGGCCGCCUUCGGUGUGACCUGGUUCCUCGUCGUGUCCCAGCAUUACGACAGCGGCAGCGGGAAAGUCUCUGGCCCAGGGAGUGAAACCAUCGCCCAGACCGCCGGCUUCACUAGCCCCAAGUACGAUGCCGCCUAUGUCGAGAUCCAGAACACCAAGGAGGGCAACAACUUUGUUGCCCACCCACCUCGCAGCGCCGACCAGCUCAGCAAUGCUGUCUACCAGCCCGAGAGCUUCCAGAGCAUCGUUUUCAUCUCCCUUCUGUGGGCUAUGCGUGUCUACUUUGUUCUCGUGAUGCUCGCUUUCGCUCGUCAGACGCUUCGCCUCUGGGUUGCGAUCCCUCGCCACACCCAGCUCCCUACCCACAGCCGCAACGUCUCGGUCGCGAGCGUUGCCGACAUCGACCGUGAGCCUUUCUCACCAUAUAGUCCCGACGGACAGGGAUGGAAGGGCAAGCUGGGCCGUAUUAUGAUUGGCAUCGGUCACAGUUACUGGCUUGGCGAAGAGGAAGAGGGCAACUGGCUAGGAAACCUGGGUCAAAAGUUCCGCAACCGCAGUAGUAACAAUAGUACCGAACUGCCGGGUCCUCUGGAACGCGAACGCAGACGUCGCUCUGGAACUGGUCCCCCUCAGCCAUCCCAGUCGGUCGUUCGAAGUGCUGCUCUCCAGCAACCCAUCCUCGAGCAUGUUCCGGGCAUGAAUGUCAAGAUGCAGGACUGGACCGAGCCUCGUUAA